Messenger RNA from Schizophyllum commune H4-8, 456 nucleotides. RefSeq names its product ubiquitin-like protein. Gene Ontology annotation, cellular component: nucleus; cytoplasm. The record is from RefSeq and is a predicted model, not a curated record. Gene Ontology annotation, biological process: mRNA splicing, via spliceosome; protein modification process. NCBI's taxonomy places the organism in Eukaryota, Fungi, Basidiomycota, Agaricomycetes, Agaricales, Schizophyllaceae. Gene Ontology annotation, molecular function: protein tag activity; protein binding. The transcript is spliced from 4 exons. Bases 51 to 272 code for a protein of 73 amino acids.
GUCUUCAUCUUCCACGUCCGCCGUCACUGACCAGCCCCUUCACUGUCCAGAUGGCUCUGAUUGAGGUGAUUGCGAACGACCGUCUAGGACGCAAGGUUCGCGUGAAAUGCAGCCCAGAUGACACCGUUGGCGAUCUGAAGAAGCUCAUCGCCGCGCAGACCGGCACGGAUGCUUCGAAGAUCCAGCUAAAGAAAUGGUACACCAUAUACAAGGAUCACAUCACGCUUGCGGACUACGAGAUCCACGACGGGAUGAGCCUUGAAAUGUACUAAUUCUACGAGACAACCGACUUGUCAUUCUUUCCAACUCAGCAAUAUCGCCAUCAACGUGUCGCCUGUACUACCGUAAAGAGCAAUGAACUGUAUCAUCUAUCCGCACGGUCUUGCCCAAACGCGCACGAGGCUUGUGCUGCUCGCGCUUUGCCCCUGUCGGUGAGCACGAACACGUAUAGCACUG